Molecule: messenger RNA, 1272 nt
Organism: Colletotrichum orchidophilum
Lineage: Eukaryota; Fungi; Ascomycota; Sordariomycetes; Glomerellales; Glomerellaceae
Product: PdmS protein
Exons: 1
Coding region: 1-1272 (423 amino acids)
Molecular function (GO): UDP-glycosyltransferase activity
Source: RefSeq, a predicted model, not a curated record
AUGCCCUUUGCGGGCCACAUCCAUCCAAUGCAGCCCAUCGCCCUCGCCCUCACCCGCCGGGGCCACACCGUAGGCUGGCUCACUUCCGAAUCCCACGCUCACCUGGUAACGCCGACCGGCGCAACCUUCCUCCCUUCCCCGCGCGCCCUCGCCGCGCACGAUGAGACCCCCCUCGCCCCGGACCCAGACGCCUCGGGCCUGGCCGCCGUCGUCUCCACUCUCCGGAAGCUCUUCCUCGACAGGGUACCCGACCAGGUGGCAGCCUACCGCGCCGUCCUCGAGACCUCGUUGCAGGCGGACAUCCUCGUGGUGGACCUCUGCGCCUACGGCGCGCACUGCCUCCGGGACCUGACGGGCCUGCCGUACGCGACGCUGGGGAUCAACCCGCUCGUGACUUUCGACCCGGAGGUCCCGCCGUGGGGCACGGGGUGGCUUCCGCCCACGACCUUUGUCGGCCGCUGGAUCAAUGGUCUCGCGCACGCCAUCGCGAACCGGCUGCUCUACCCGAAGCUCACGACCCUGCUCAACGCCCAUCGGGCACAGCUUGGGCUGCCCGCCUUGCCGCCGUCGGGGUUCUACGAUUCAACGCGGUCGGAUAGCCUCCACAUCAUGAUCACCACGCCGUCUUUUGAAUUUCCGCGCAAGAACCUGCAUCCGGGCGUCAAGUUCGUCGGGCCGCUCCUGCCGUUAUUCACCGAAGACGCGCUCGCCCCGCCGCCCAAAUGGUGGGACGAGAUGCUCGCCCACCCGCGGGAGAAGGUCAUCCACGUCACGCAGGGCACCUACGCAACGAAUUCGGCCAACCUCAUCGGCCCCACCCUCGCGGCGCUAAAGGACCGCGCCGACCUCCUCGUCAUCGUCACAACCCCGGAUGCCGAAAACGCGUUGCCCGCAUCCACGCUCCCCGCCAACGCCCGCGUGGCGUCCUUUAUCCCGCACGCGAAGCUCCUCCCGCACGUGGGCGUCAUGGUCACGAACGCGGGCUACAACGGCGUGGUGGCCGCGCUGAGCUGCGGGGUGCCCAUGGUGUGCGCGGGGCGGACCGAGGACAAGAUCGAUGUGAGCUCUCGGGUCGCGUGGAGCGGCGCCGGGAUCGAUCUCAAGACGGAUACGCCGAGCGAGAAGGCGUUGCGGACUGCGGUGGAACGAAUCAUCGCCGACGACAAGUUUCGGAGAGCGGCCGAGAGGGUGUGCGUGGAUUUUGGCAGCCACGAUGGGCCGAAUGAGGCGGUCGAUGCGCUGGAGGAGCUUGUUCAGCGUACUCGGAAAUGA